This is a messenger RNA of Rhododendron vialii, 2942 nucleotides long. Its product is annotated as pentatricopeptide repeat-containing protein At5g11310, mitochondrial. The transcript has 2 exons. NCBI's taxonomy places the organism in Eukaryota, Viridiplantae, Streptophyta, Magnoliopsida, Ericales, Ericaceae. The coding region runs from base 131 to 1816 and encodes 561 amino acids. Gene Ontology annotation, molecular function: protein binding. The record is from RefSeq and is a predicted model, not a curated record.
AUUUUCCCUGUAACAAACCUACAACACAACUCUCUCUCUCUCUCAACCCCUCGACGGCGAAGUCGCCGGGAAGUCCACUGCCCUCUCUCUCCCUCUCUCUGUAGAUGUGUAUAUCUAGGCACAACCCUACAUGAACACCUUCUCCCUCCGCACACGUUCCACUUUCCUCUCCAACCCCUUUCUCCCACUCCAACGCACCAAAAACCCUAACCCCAAAACCACCAACCGCCUCAUCUCCAUUCUACCCCACCUCAAACCCUCAAAUCCUAACCCUAAUCACAACCCCACCGAUUACACCACCAUUUCUGCCCUCCUCUCGAACCCCACCUUCCCGCCCGGCCCACCCCUCGAAACCGCCCUGGACCGAGCCGGAAUCGAACCGGGUCCGUCCCUGUUACAGCGGGUUUUCGACGAUUUCGGUUCGUCUCCUAAACAAUUGUUGAGUCUGUUCAUAUGGGCGGGAAAGCAGCCUGGGUGUUUAUCCACUGUGGGCAUCUUCAAUGCCAUGAUCAAGGUCCUUGCUAGGGCAAGAGAGUUUGAGGCUGCUUGGUGUUUAAUACUUGGCCGGAUUAAACGGGGACUUGAGGGACCUGAUGCGGAUACUUUCGCCAUUCUUAUUAGGCGGUAUGCUCGCGCAGGUAUGCCCUCACCUGCGAUUAGAACUUUGGAAUUUGCAUGCAGUUUAGACUUGAUUCAGUGUUCGAAUUCAGAACUGAAUUUGUUUGAGAUUUUAUUGGACUCCUUUUGCAAGGAGGGACUUGUUUGGGAAGCUUCAAAAUAUUUCAAUACUAAAAGAGCGACAGACCCUUCUUGGGUUCCAUCAAUUCAUGUUUACAAUAUUCUAUUGACGGGGUGGUUUCGAGCAAGAAAGCUUGAACUCGUAGAAUGUCUUUGGGAUGAGAUGAAAAGUAAGAAUGUGAAGCCUAGUGUUGUAACAUAUGGCACCCUUAUUGAGGGUUAUUGUCGGCAGUGUCGUGUUGAGGUGGCAAUUGAAUUAUUUUGGGAGAUGAAGAGACAGGGAAUUGAACCAAAUGCAAUUGUUUAUAAUUCAAUAAUUGAUGCGUUAGGGGAAGCAGGAAGGUUUAAGGAGGCAUUAGCGAUGAUGGAACGGUUUCUAGUUUUGGAAUCAGGGCCCACUAUUUCCACGUACAAUUCCCUCGUUAAAUGUUUUUGCAGGGCUGGAGAUAUUGAAGGGGCUAAUAAGGUCCUUAAGAUGAUGAUUAAUAGGGGGUUUAUGCCAACCAUUACAAUGUAUAAUUACUUUCUUCGGCACUACGUAAACUUAGAGAAAUUUGAAGAGGGGAUGAACCUUUAUACCAAGGUGAUGGAAUCUGGAUACAUCCCUGACCAGUUCACUUAUCAUAUUUUGAUGAUUUUGUUGUGCAAACAGGAGAGACUGGAUCUUGCAAUGCAAGUUAGGAAGGAAAUGAAAGAUAGAGGAUAUGAUUUGGACCCUGUUGGGUGCACUAUGUUGGUCCAUUUGCUAUGUACAAUGCAUAGAGUCGAAGAGGCUUUUCUAGAAUUGGAGGACAUGAUGUGGCGCGGAAUUGUUCCUCAUUCCACAACGUAUCAAAGAAUGACCUAUGAACUGAAGGAACAAGGGAAGAUUGAAAUGACCCGAAAACUAUGUGAUAUGAUGACCGCAACCCCUCACUUAAUAAAGCUGCCUAGUGCAAAUGUCAGAGAUGAAGACGGUUCACGUGCAAGGAGAACAUCUAUAAUCCAGAAAGCCAAAGCAUUGUCUAAUACGUUGAAGACAUGCAGAGAUCCGAGAGAACUUGUUAAGCGUAGAAAACCAUCGGUGGUUGCACAGUAGUUGGUGGAGGAUAUCAAGAGAAGAGGAAGCUUGUUGUGAUAUCCUGGAUUUGUAAAAGAUAAAGAGCAAGUUCUCUAUAUUUGUGAUUAUGCGGCAGACCUCCUAAAUAGUCUCAUACAAAUGAGUCAGCAAGAGGGCACCCUGGAACAACAAGGUUCCACCAAUAUCUUGGACUUCUUGGAUUUCAGAUGCGUUCUGUAAUGAAGAGCAACGGUACUUGUCUUGAAAGCUUUUGUUAUGCAUUGGGGUGAUAUUUCCCCGUCUUUUAGGCUCUCGUCAGUAUGGUUUAGGUUGGAUUGGAAGAUAUCUUUGAAAAGAGGAAGAAAAAAAUAUAACAGAAAGGAUGGGGCAGUUUCGGCAUGUGGGGACCUGGAGUGCAGAAUAUUGAAUGGACCAGAGUUCUUCCAACCGUAUGGGGAUAUAUCUAUAGCGUCAAUAACCCGCUGCCUGUGGUUAGAUUUCAGGAAACGGAGGAGGAAUUAGUAGUGUUCCUUUCAGAACCCUUUUGGUUAAGUUCUCAUUAGAGCAGUUGACAUCAGGGAUAAUUACGUAAAGGGACGUGUAUAAGUGAUUUUCCUUAAGGAUUAUUUCUAAUAUCAGCCACUGGAGUGUUGUAUUUGUGGAUGACCCUCAGAGAUAUGCUUGAAGGUUCUGGAAAUUGUGAAGGUGUUGUAUUUCACAACGGUAAUCUUUGACAGAAUCUGUGAAAGGAUAUCUUUAUGUAUUUCCUCUUGCUUAUACUUACAUUUAUGAGAAAACUUUAAAAUCUUAGUUAACCAAGCAAGGGUCCUACAGGUAUGCUUCUGGAGCUUUUGAAAAGGGAUGAGGUCUGAAGGACAAAAUUGCUGAAGAUUGCUGGAAGGGGUGAUUGUCUUUUAGUAGGCGGGCAGGUCUGUAAGGAGCUACUUUAUUUUCCAAAAAACAAAAAGAAGUGUGUAAAGAGCUAACACCUGUUAGUGAGAAUGUAAUUGUACCUCUUUGGGCAUUAGCAGUGGAAGCUAAGGUAACGACAUUGAUGAAAAUUUUUGGUUGAUAAUGCACGUACUUGUAAACUAUGGCUACAUGAUCUUGACCUAUUUUAAUAAAAAGCGGGCAUAAAAAAAAGCAACUGCAGGGCUUCUGUAUU